This is a messenger RNA of Myzus persicae (green peach aphid), 5256 nucleotides long. It is a transcript of the gene Usp32, whose product is annotated as ubiquitin carboxyl-terminal hydrolase 32. Gene Ontology annotation, biological process: protein deubiquitination. The transcript has 32 exons. Bases 506 to 5173 code for a protein of 1555 amino acids. The record is from RefSeq and is a predicted model, not a curated record. Lineage: Eukaryota; Metazoa; Arthropoda; Insecta; Hemiptera; Aphididae. Gene Ontology annotation, molecular function: calcium ion binding; cysteine-type deubiquitinase activity. Gene Ontology annotation, cellular component: Golgi apparatus.
UAACAUGAACUACACCAAUAAGUGAGCUUUUCGCCCUCGUCGUCGUUUAUUUAGUCAAUAGUCAUUAUUAAUUUCUCGAUCUGUCCGUUUGAGGGCCCGCGUACUCGUCUCGUCCUCGAUCGUUACUUCACGAUCAAGACAACAACAACAACAACAAUAACAAUAACGACGAUAAAUUAAAGUGUUAUGUCGUCGUUCGCAAAACUGAUUUUUUUUCCCGAACACGACGAUGUAAUUACGCGUUUUUCUACGUCAUAAUACGUUCGUAUUAAUUGUUAACCGAUUCCAAAUAAUAGCACAUAAUAUAUCAGUUAGUCGAAUUAAAAAAAAAAGAAAAUAAACUACUCUUCUGUUCAUUGCAAAAUUGCGAUUUUCGCAUUCGAACAAUGUGGUGACUGGUGAGCUGCUGUUUGAAAAGACAUUAAUAUAAAUCGACUCGAAAUGCACUCUCCAGGAAUUCUGUCCGUGUCACGCAACUACUAGUUCGGGCAAUAAAUCUAACAACAUGGGAGCUAAAGAUUCGAAACCAAGCUGCAUAACUUAUGAGGAUGCAGUUAAAAGAAUUAAUGAUUCAGAAAUAAAGAGACUGAGAGAAGCGUUUAAAAGACUGUCGCCAGUAAAUGGAGCUAUUACUAAGCAUUCGUUCAUUAAAGAAGUACUUGGUGAUGGGGUACCACUAUCAAUUGCAGAAUAUAUAUAUUCAGCUUGUGGUGGUACUAUAAAAGGCAUUAUUUUCAAAGAUCUAGUUUGUGGAUUGGUACUUUUGACUCUGGGUACCAAUGAAGAAAAAUACAAAUUUCUAUUUAAUUUAUAUUCCAAUGAAAGUGAAAAUGUUAUUUUACGAGAUGAAUUUCAAAGACUUAUCCAAGGGUCUGAGUGUAUUUUUGUACCAGAACAUGUUCAAUUCUUAUUUUCAGAACAAGAUCGUGUCAAUUAUGAUGAAUUUAGAUCCUGGUUAACCAAACAUCCUGAUGCCACAUCAUUAAGUCGAUGGUUACUGUCAAAACCAUGUUCAGUUUCUCUUAGUAAUGAAUUAGAAAUGCCAACAUUCUAUCAAACGCUUGCUGGAGUAACUCAUUUGGAAGAAACAGAUAUCAUUGAAUUAGAAAAAUGUUACUGGUCAGUAAAAGGGGAAUCUUCUUCAGGCAAAUUAGAUUUAAAAACUUUGAUACCUUUGAUAAGUCCUCCAAUGCCAUUGAAUGUUUGCUCUGGUUUGUUUGCUGCUUUUGAUGAGAACAUGGAUGGUCAUAUAGAUUUUAAAGAAAUGGCUUGUGGUAUAUCAGCUGCUUGUAGAGGACCUUUAACUGAACGACAAAAAUUUUGUUUUAAAGUAUUUGAUACUGAUCAGGACGGAUAUUUAUCAAAAGAUGAAAUUUCUAAAAUGGUUGAUGUUAUGCUUUUCAUAUGUGAAGAUAAUAUAGCAACUCAGAAUAAAGCAGCUACUGACGAAUCAGUAAAAGAAAUUAUUGUAUCUGAUUUAAUCAAACGUUCUACUGACAAAGGUCUUGCAAUUGGAGAAUAUUUGAUGUGGACUGUUCACAAUUCGUUACCAAUGGAUUUUUUAAAUUUAAUUUUCCAAGUUUGCCAUAUUGUGUUUGGUUUGAGACCUAUAUCACGAGUUGAGGAGGGAGAAAUUGUAAAAGGCUGGUUAGAACGUGAAGAACGCAGAGGCUUAGCUGUUGGUCAGUUAUGGUAUUUGAUUUCAAUAGAUUGGUGGCGAAAUUGGAAUGAUUAUGUUUCAAAUACUUAUAAGAAUGGUGGGGAAAUGUCUAGCUAUUGUUCUUUUGAAAGUACUAAUUCUUUUUCAAAAACAUCAAGCUUAAAACUUACAUCGAAAAAAUCCCAAUCAUCUCUUGAAAACAGUAUUGCUCUUGAUAUAUCGUCUGUGGUUGUAACUGGAAUAACCUCUCUGGAUCCUAGUACUGGUGGUCAUCGAAGAGUUGGUUCAAUCACUUCUUAUUCGUCUUUGCAAGAAUCUCCAACCCAAUCCCCAAUCAUGAGUAGAAAAGUUAGUCUUAGCAAACCUGGUCCAAUAAACAAUUCUGGUCUUGUGUCUGUGCCAACCACAAAAGUAACAUCAUUGACAGGUGAAGGAGGUCAACUAAAACGAAAUAUGCUGUUACGUGGCAGAGAUUUUCAGUUGGUUCCCAGCUCUUUAUGGAAAGCACUUGUACAGUGGUAUAGAGGUUCACCUGCACUUCCUAGACAAGUAAUUCAGUCUAAUCGAGGUUCAGGAGAAACCGAGUUGGAACUCUACCCAUUAAAUUUAAGGCUAUUAAAACAUCAUAAUGGUACCUUGAGUAACGGGACAGGUCCUAAUUCUAAUGUGGCGAGAGCACCUACGCCUAAUACAGGAUCAUGGUCAGGAUUAGUGGGUGGUUAUGGUGCAGCAGCAUUAAGUUCUACCGGUUACAAUUAUGUAUCAAAUUUAGUGAAUUCUAUGCCACGACGAUACCUUGCAUAUACUGCAUCUUUCAGCAAGCUAUCUACUGUUAAACAUGUAUAUGAUUUUCUUUGUAUUAGACUGAAAUUAAAAGCAGAAGAUAUGAGGCUUUGGCAUUUUCAUGAUGAGAAUAAUAUGGUAUUAAUUGAAGAUGAAGAUCAAACUUUAGAAGAACUAGGUGUAUGUGAUGAAGAUCAAAUAAUUAUAGAAAUAAGAAACAAAGAUUUGACAUGGCCCGAAGAAAUCGGUUCUCUCUCUAUUAACUCUGGUGAUAAAUGUAAACAAUUACCUGCAGAAAAAGGAGCUACUGGUCUAAACAAUUUAGGUAAUACUUGUUUUAUGAAUGCUGCUUUACAGUGUGUAAGCAAUACUAGACUUCUUACACAAUAUUUUAUCAAUGAUAUGCAUCUCUAUGAAUUAAAUCGGACUAAUCCAUUAGGUAUGAAAGGAUGUAUUGCAAAACGUUAUGGUGAUCUUAUUCAUGAAAUUUGGAGAGGAACCGCUAAAACUAUAGCACCUCUUAAAUUAAGAUGGACAAUUGGAAAAUAUGCACCACGUUUUAAUGGUUUUCAACAACAUGAUUCUCAAGAACUACUUGCCUUCUUAUUAGAUGGUUUACAUGAAGAUCUGAACCGAGUACACGGAAAGCCAUAUUCUGAAUUAACAGAUAGUGAAGGGAGACCCGAUGUCACGGUUGCAGAAGAGGCAUGGGAAAAUCAUAUUGUGAGAAAUAAAUCGAUCGUGGUAGACUUAUUUCAUGGUCAAUUAAAAUCAAAGGUUACUUGUAAAAAAUGUGGCCACGAGUCUGUUAGAUUUGAUCCAUUUAAUUAUUUAUCAUUGCCUUUACCGAUGGAAUCAUAUGUGUGUCUCCAAGUUAUUGUUAUUAAAUUGGAUGGAACAGUUCCUGUUAAAUAUGGUCUACGGAUGAAUGCUGACGAUAAACAUUCUGUUGUUAAAUCAAAACUUUCUUCACUAAGUGGUAUUUCCGCCAAUAAUUUAAAACUUGCAGAAAUAAUCGGAGCACAAAUUAAAAAUAUAAUUGUUGAUGAACAAAAAGUAAAACCUGGAAGUUUAUUGUAUGCAUACGAGCUACCUCCACCUACAUCAGUUGGUCCUGGUUCAGAAGUAUCUGGCGAUGAGGAGCGUUCGUCCAUUUGUUCAAUUAAAUCUGGUACUCAAAGAGAAGCUGCCCAAACAUUUACCACUAUACAACGAACUGUUAGACCAGGAAAUACAUUAGUGCAAUCAAAUGGCAAUCGUACCAGUAGUUUAAAUGAAGACAUAUCAACAACUGAUAAUACUGAUAGUAUUGGUGGAUCUCAAAUGGACACAGAUAUCAAUUUAGAAGAACCUAUUCAUACCACAAUGGCAGACAGUGGGAAUUGCAGUGCAAGUAGUUUUAGUUUGACUGAUAGUGGUGAUAUAAUUCAUCAGACUCCCAAUUAUGUUGUAGCAUUGCAUCGGAAAAUGAUCAGACAAGAUGUGUAUUUUAUAUCUGCUCAUAAAAGUAAACCUAGUAUUUUUGGUUUACCAAUAAUAUUACCAUGUAAUGAAUCUACCACAAAUCAAGAUCUUUAUCAAGCUGUUUGGCUACAAGUAGCUAGAUUAGUAUCACCUUUACCACCAUCUGAAUCUACAGUACCCAAUCAUGCUAUGGACUGUGAUGAUAGUCUUGGCUAUGAAUUUCCUUUUGUUCUGAAAGCCGUUAAUAGAGAAGGAACACUAUGUGCAUGGUGCCCUUGGUAUCGGUUCUGUCGAGGAUGUACAAUUUUAUGUUGUGAUACUGAUUUUAAUUUCGCUGCAAACCAUAUUGCUAUAGACUGGGACCCAACAGCAUUACAUUUGCGGUAUCAAACCUCCCAAGAGUCUGAACAUGAAUGUAUUGGCGAGUCUCAGUGUUCACAUACAGAACCAAUAAGUCUUGAAUCAUGCCUUGCGGCAUUCACCAAAGAAGAACAACUUAGUGAAGCUGAAAAGUAUUAUUGCUCUACUUGCCAAGACCACCAAUUAGCAUCUAAAAAAUUACAAAUUUGGAGAUUACCUCCAAUUUUAAUUGUUCAUCUGAAACGAUUUCAAUACCUCCAGGGAAAAUGGGUAAAAUCACAUAAAGUGGUAAAAUUCCCUUAUAAAGAUUUUGAUCCUACGGAUUAUUUGGCUUCAGUUCCAAAACAUACUGUUUUAAGGAACAAAGAGCUACUAGACACGACUAAAAAUCUAAAAGAGCAGUAUCCAUCAAACAAAGAAGAUUUACAACCUGCAUUAUUAAAUACAGAUGAUGAUGAUGGUCCAUUUACGAAUGUCAAUAGUCGCCUAAACGAACUGGAAGGUUCACAACGAAAAAGAUUAGAGUCCACGUCUCUUUUGCGUACACCAAUAGAUGAUAAAGCUUUACAAGAUUUUCAUCAACAUAAGCUAGCUUGUGAAUUUAACCCAUUAGAUUUGAAGUACAACUUAUAUGCUGUUGUGUGUCACUCUGGAAUUCUGGGAGGCGGUCAUUACGUAUCGUAUGCUUGCAAUCCUAAUGGAAAAUGGUACUGUUAUAAUGACAGUAGUUGUAAGGAAGUCACUGGUGAGAUAGAUACAAGUGGAGCUUAUAUGUUGUUUUAUGAACGCGAAGGUCUUUGUCAUAACCAGUAUAUGCCCAAUGUGUUUGGACGUGUCCCUGUUGAUGUUAAGGACCUUGAUCAAGAUUUUGAUUCUGACUUGAAAAAAGUUUGUACUAUGAUGUGAUCUUUGAGCUUAUAUAUAUUUUAUAAAUCAAUGAAAAUGAUUUAUUGCAAUAUUUUUACACAAGCUUUGUUUGUUACUUUUAU